CUCUGAGCCACAUUUACAAUUUGACCACACAGACUUACUCAUUGAGAGGUGGCAUAUGCCCUUACACUACAGUGCACAAAGUACCAACCUCUGAGGACACCUGUGAUUGCAGAACAACUUUUAGCACAGCAGAAGUUUAUAUGUAUGUAGUCUACCAGUCUUUGUGGUUAUUUGUGCAGCCGCCACACCUCACCCCUUAUGUCUGGUUUCAGAAUACGGUAAAUGUUAUGCACCUCCUCCCACCCACAGAUAGAGUCCUUCCUCAUCUCACUCAUGAAGGUACUGUUGCUAUGAUGUGCAGGAAGACAGAGUGAAAAGCCAACCUUUGAGUCCAGGAAAUGGACAUCUGGAACAAAGUGAUCAACUUGCUGUUUCUUAUAGCUCUCAUGGCAACAGUGACGUCUGCUCUGAGCGUUGUGAUCACGGAACCACCCCAAAGGACAGUGGAAGCUCCUCUUGGUUCCUCUCUGAUCCUCAUCUGCAGUUUUGAGCCCCAGACUAGUGCCUGGGUGAGGUGGUAUUUCAACAUAAACCAAUCAUGCGGUGAUUCUAGUUCCAGUCAACUUUCCUCCCAUAAGAUAUCGGUCAACAAGACUGUGGAGCAGAACGAUGAAGGUCAUGUCCUUCAGGAGUCUGGGAGAGCUUGGUCCAGACUGACUGUGAGAAAUGUCCGGUACAAUGACAGUGGGUGGUACUUCUGCCAGGUUUUGGCAGAUAUCCCUUACCUUAGAAAAAGUAACAGCAAUGAAACUCAAGUUAUUAUUACUGGCAAGACGACAGAGAGUACCCCACCAUUGAUGACAGUAACUUGGUCUCCCCACUCCAAUGAGGGUUUGCUUCUAGGCUGGAAGCUGUGGGUAGCAGUGGGAGUAGCAAGUGCCAUACUGGUUUCAUUGCUAGUGGUCAUCUGGAUCUUACUACAACGAAGGAGAAGCAUAAUACAAAGAGAUAAUCCUAUCUAUACCAAUAUGCCUGCAAUAAAACAACCCUCUCCACGUCCAGGACUACAGAUGGACAAACAGAAGAUUUCUCCCACUUUAAAAUAUAUCAGGACCCCAACUCCAGCCAGAAACCACGACAACAAACACAUCAGGAUCCCAAUUCCACACAGUGCAAAUGACAACAAACCCCUCACAGAGACCCCGAAUCCACCUAGAGCCCAUGAUGGCAAACAUCUUCCAACUCCUGCCAGGGCACAUGACCUCAGGACCCAUGACAGCAAAUAAAGCUUAAAACCUUGACUUUUUAUGAUUCAUAUUUCCUAUCCUGAAUCUUCCAACAAAUCAAACUAUCUCAGCAAGUAAUUUAAUCCUGUAAGUGUAGUGCAACUCUGUCCUAUCUUACAGAGCUAUCACUUCAGUAUUGUUUUUGGUUGCUGUUAAUUAAUUUUCCAGCAGAUGGCAUGCUAUGGUAGCCUACUAAAUUAGGAUAAAUUAUCGUUGUCUAAAUAUUAUUCUCAGGGUCAUUUAAAAAGUUACCCCAGUUCAGUAAAGCAUCAUUUAGUAAUAAGGAAAAUAAGUGCUAUUUUCUGGAAGGUAAUUUGUAUAGGUAGCAUUUGUAAAAAGACUUUGAGCAACACAUAUUGGGCUUGAAACAUAUCUAUAGCUGUUUAUAGUGCAUUCAUAAAAUUCCAUAUUUCAAUCUUUUCUUGUAAUGGUAGCGCAUAAAUUGUGAACCAAUAAAGUAUGUG
Oncorhynchus mykiss (rainbow trout) is the source of this 1690-nucleotide messenger RNA. RefSeq lists its product as uncharacterized. NCBI's taxonomy places the organism in Eukaryota, Metazoa, Chordata, Actinopteri, Salmoniformes, Salmonidae. The record is from RefSeq and is a predicted model, not a curated record.